Messenger RNA from Eublepharis macularius, 576 nucleotides. RefSeq names its product histone H1.11L-like. Gene Ontology annotation, molecular function: DNA binding. NCBI's taxonomy places the organism in Eukaryota, Metazoa, Chordata, Lepidosauria, Squamata, Eublepharidae. The transcript has a single exon. The record is from RefSeq and is a predicted model, not a curated record. Gene Ontology annotation, biological process: nucleosome assembly. Gene Ontology annotation, cellular component: nucleosome. The coding region runs from base 1 to 576 and encodes 191 amino acids.
AUGAUGGUGCGCGGAAAGCUGCAAGGCGGCGCUCUUGCAAAGGCGGGAACUUCCACUGCAAUUUCUCCGUCUUCAGCCGCACCCAAGAAGGAAGGCAGGAGUCGCGCUUCCUACAAGGCGGCCAAACUGCCUUAUUCGCUGUCCCAGCUCAUUUUUCAGGCCUUUGACACUUGUUCAGCGCGCAAAGGGCUUUCUUUGGCCGCUCUCAAGAAGUAUCUCACAGACGUCGGUUACAACGUGCACAAGAACAACAGCCGCCUCAAAAGGGAGCUGAAUAACUUGGUCUCGCACGGCUUAUUGGUCCGCCUCGGCGGUGCUUCGGGGUCUUUCCAGCUCAGCCAUCAAGCGAAAAGAACUGGCAAGUCAGAGCCGGCAAAAAAGAAAAAAGCAGCCAAGAAGCCCUCGGUGAGCAGAAAAUCGCCAAAGACCGAGAAGAAGCAGCCGCCAGCUAAACCCCCAAAUCGGCAAAGCAACAGGGCGGCUAAUCGUAGUAGAAAUCACCAAUUCAAUAACCCCCCAGCAGGGUCGAGUAGGAAGGUUCCUGUAAAAAACACCCGGAGGGACAAAGUCAAGUAG